UGAGAACCGCGCUGGCCCCUCAAGCAGGCAUCCAAUAGGUUGGGAGGAGCAGCAAGAACACGCGUCGCGAUUGGCGGGUGCCCCGGUGGGCGGGCGUUGUUGCUAAGCAGGGUAAAGAUGGCGGCUCUGGACAGGGUCAAGGUGCUGGUGCUGGGUGACUCCGGUGUCGGGAAAUCGUCGCUCGUUCACCUCUUGUGCCACAACCAGGUGCUGGGAAACCCGUCCUGGACAGUGGGCUGCUCCGUGGAUGUGCGAAUCCAUGACUACAAAGAAGGAACCCCAGAAGAGAAGACCUAUUACAUUGAGCUGUGGGAUGUUGGAGGUUCUGUGGGCAGUGCCACCAGUGUGAAAAGCACACGAGCUGUGUUCUAUAAUUUGCUGAAUGGGAUAAUUUUAGUGCAUGACUUGACCAACAAGAAAUCAUCUCAGAAUUUGUAUCGCUGGUCUUUGGAAGCACUCAACAGAGAUGUUGCUCCAACAGGAGUUCUUGUGACAAAUGGUGACUAUGACCAUGAACAGUUUGGUGAUAACCAGAUCCCACUGCUGGUAAUAGGAACUAAACUGGAUCAGAUCCCAGAAACGAAGAGGAAUGAAGUUUUGACCAGAACAGCAUUUUUGGCUGAGGAUUUCAAUGCUGAAGAGAUAAAUUUGGACUGCACCAAUCCUCGUUACCUGGCUGCAGGUUCAUCCAACGCUGUCAAACUAAGCAGGUUUUUUGAUAAGGUCAUAGAGAAGAGAUACUUCUUAAGAGAUGGCAAUCAGAUUCCUGGCUUCUCUGAAAGGAAGAGGUUUGGAGGAGGAACACUGAAGAGCCUUCAUUAUGACUGAGCACUGAAGUCUUCCUUCAUUAUGACUGAGCACUGAAGAAGUGGAAGACAACUUUUCUGAGUUCCUAAAGACAUUCCUGUUCCCAUAGGAUGCUCAAAGACAGUAAUGCUUCUGUCAAGCAGAGUAAAAUGAUAUUACAGCUGGCUAGCCUGCUGAAGCUUCUGUUGUUGGAAAAGACUUGGGAAAGGUUUUCCAAAAACAUAAUCGGGAGCCUAGAUUAUUGCUUAGGAUUACAGACCAUCUGGAUCUAUGGGAACAUCUGGGGAAAGUGUGCAAUAAGUUGAAUGCCUCUCACUGCUGUGGGAAACUUCAUCAUACACAGCACGUAUAUGUGACAUCCUUGUAUUCAUUUGGAAAACUUAUGGACACUCUUUGCAAUGGUUUGCAUUCAUUUUACCUCUAAAGGAAAGAUGACAUUGAGUGGGCCUCUCAUGUACAAUAAAGUGACCAAAAGAAGUGAGCAAAACAUAA
Molecule: messenger RNA, 1299 nt
Organism: Pyrgilauda ruficollis (rufous-necked snowfinch)
Lineage: Eukaryota; Metazoa; Chordata; Aves; Passeriformes; Passeridae
Gene: RABL3
Product: RAB, member of RAS oncogene family like 3
Exons: 8
Coding region: 118-828 (236 amino acids)
Biological process (GO): intracellular protein transport
Cellular component (GO): endomembrane system
Molecular function (GO): GTPase activity
Source: RefSeq, a predicted model, not a curated record